CUCUUCCUCUCCCUCCACAUGUGCUUCUCAAAGCAAUCAACGCAAGUCAGUCAUCUAUUCUUCUUUUCUGCCUUCACUCUUUCUCAAAUUCAUCUUUUUUUUUUGUCAAAUUCAUCCAAAAAUCAGAGAAAAGGAAAAAUGGUCGAUUUGGAUUGGAAGGCAAAAAUGGUUUCAUCCGACAUGUCCUGCACCUCGCCCAAAUUCUCCAAUAAAUCUCGUGGUUCGCUACCGUCUCCUCUUCGCUUCGCCGUCAGCGAUUUAUCCCCCGCUCCCUCAUCUGCCUGUUUAGCUUAUGAACAAUUCGUCCGCCUUCCAGAGCUCAGCAAACUCUGGACGUUUAAUGAGUUCCCUGGCUGGAAGAACGAGUCCAUUCUCAAACCAGCGUUGCAAGCUCUGGAAAUCACGUUCCGCUUUAUCUCAGUUGUUUUAUCCGAUCCUAGACCGUACGUGAAUCAGCGCGAGUGGAGACGCCGACUCGAGUCCCUGGCUACUCACCAAAUCGACAUCAUUGCUAUUCUCUGCGAAGAUGACGUAGAGGCUGCCGAGACUCGUGGAACUGCGCCUAUCGCCGAUCUCAAUUCUUCUAACGGUGUUUUGGCUCGUAACAGGAGCUCCGCCGUAUGGAACCAUCCAGGUGGAACGCCCGUUGUGAGCCGCACCAGCGAAGCAAGUUUGCUUCCUCGCCUUGCGACAUGGCAGAAGUCGGAGGAUAUUGCUUCCAAGAUCUUGUUUUCCAUCGAGUGCGAGAUGCGGAGGUGUCCGUUCACGUUAGGUUUGGGCGAGCCAAACCUAGCUGGAAAACCCAACCUCGAAUACGACCUCAUCUGUAAACCGUCUGACCUCCAUUCCUUGAAGAAAAGCCCAUCCGAUCGAAGGAAUCUCGACAACCACGAGAACCAGACGCUCUUCACCACUCACCAGAUAUUGGAAUCGUGGAUACAGGUAUCUCGGGAGCUUCUCCGACGAAUUGAAGAAAGAAUCGAUGGCCAGGAAUUCGGGACAGCAGCGAGCGACUGCUGGUUACUCGAGCGAAUUUGGAAGCUUCUCACAGAGAUAGAAGACCUGCACCUUCUUAUGGAUCCGGACGAUUUUCUCCGCCUGAAGAACCAGCUUGCGAUUAAAGCUUCGACGGAAUCCGAAGCCUUUUGCUUCCGGUCCAAGGCACUGAUUGAAAUAACUAAAUCUUCUAAAGAUCUGAAGCAGAGGGUUCCGGCGGUCUUGGGCGUGGAAGUGGAUCCGAAAGGAGGUCCAAGGGUUCAGGAAGCGGCGAUGAAGCUCUUUCAUGGCCAUCGAAAGGGGGAUUUUGAAAAAAUCCACCUAGUUCAAGCGUUUCAGGCUAUCGAGUCGUCUUUGAAAACUUUCUUCUUUUCGUAUAGACAAUUGAUAGGAGUGGUCAUGGGGAGCUUGGAGGUGAAGGCGAAUCGAGCUCUGAUCUAUGCGGAUUCUUCUGAUACUCUGUCUCAGAUCUUCUUGGAACACACAUAUUUUCCAAGCUUGGAUGCCGCGAAGACAUUUUUGGAGGAUUUCUGGCAUCACGAGCUUGGGAUCGCCGGCUCGAAUGGGCCAGACAGAGCCCGGACCAAACAGUAAAGAUGAUAGCCAGUAUAGUAUAGCACAGACAGGUGCUGAAGAAGUCGCUUGUUGACUCGGAAUGGAACAAGUCAGACAUAAACUUGGGUGGGUUUUCAUAACUCAGACGAGUAGUAAUCUACUAGAACGUCCGAGUGAGGUUUGUGACCUGUAAUUAUUUACAUUUCAUAUUUUCUUUAUUUAUAUAGUCGAACAUACGGAAUUCAGUUUACUCCUUGUAAGUUGUCACAUUUGUAAACGAUUAAUUAUAUCAUAGGAAUGAAAUUGGAAUUCUUUUUUGGA
Molecule: messenger RNA, 1872 nt
Organism: Nelumbo nucifera (sacred lotus)
Lineage: Eukaryota; Viridiplantae; Streptophyta; Magnoliopsida; Proteales; Nelumbonaceae
Source: RefSeq, a predicted model, not a curated record